Messenger RNA from Oryctolagus cuniculus (rabbit), 3059 nucleotides. RefSeq names its product MX dynamin like GTPase 2 (gene MX2). The record is from RefSeq and is a predicted model, not a curated record. Lineage: Eukaryota; Metazoa; Chordata; Mammalia; Lagomorpha; Leporidae. Gene Ontology annotation, biological process: receptor internalization; defense response to virus; synaptic vesicle budding from presynaptic endocytic zone membrane. Gene Ontology annotation, molecular function: microtubule binding; GTPase activity; GTP binding. Gene Ontology annotation, cellular component: microtubule; plasma membrane; nucleus.
CCCGGGAGGGGAGGGGGGGGUACUGCCUGCUCUCUGUCCAUCCUGAGCCUGCAAAGCGCUCUUCAGACGUGGGGCGGGCCCCCACCAGCGGUGACGAAGACAGCUGAAUGUCCAGAGCACACAGGAACCGGCUGCAGAAGCAAAAGUCGUUUUCCUCCCGUUUCUGCCUCAAAGAAGAAAUGAGCUUCUCACUGCAAAAGUCCCCGCCGUGUGUCGUGGGGCCGAAGGAAUGGCCGGCACCCCCCGAAUGGCUGGCGGGAAGGGCGGACCCCACUUCGCUCCCCAAGGACUUCAACUUUCUGAGCCUGGUCGAGCAGCAGGCCUCGAAGGCCAAGGGGCCUGAGAACAACCUGUACGCCCAGUACGAGGAGAGGGUGCGCCCGUGCAUCGACCUCAUCGACUCCCUGCGGGCCCUGGGCGUGGAGCAGGACCUGGCGCUGCCCGCCAUCGCCGUCAUCGGGGACCAGAGCUCGGGCAAGAGCUCCGUGCUGGAGGCCCUCUCUGGAGUCCCCCUCCCCAGAGGCAACGGGAUCAUCACGAGGUGCCCGCUGGAGCUGAAGAUGAAGAAGCAGCCGUGGGCGUCCAGGUGGAGGGCAACCGUCAGCUACCGGGACGUGCGGCUGCAGCUGGACAGCCCCUCCCAGGUGGAGAAGGAGAUCCGGAAAGCCCAGAAAGCCCUGACGGGAAGUGACACGAGCAUCAGUCAGGAGCUCAUCACCCUGGAGGUCACCUCCUGCGAGGUUCCCGACCUCACGCUCAUUGACCUGCCUGGCAUUGCCAGGCUGGCUAUAGGCGGGCAGCCCCGGGACAUCGGAGAGCAGAUCAAGGCGCUCAUCAGGAAAUACAUCCAGAGGCAGGAGACCAUCAACCUGGUCGUGGUCCCCAGCAACGUGGACAUCGCCACCACCGAGGCGCUGAGCAUGGCCCGGGAGGUGGACCCCGACGGGGACAGGACCAUCGGGGUGCUGACCAAGCCCGACCUGGUGGACAGGGGCACCGAGAAGGGCGUGCUGCAGGUGGCGCAGAACCUCACCUACCACCUCAAGAAGGGCUACAUGAUGGUGAGGUGCCGGGCCCAGCAGGAGGUCCUCAACAACCUGAGCUGCGCCGAGGCGGCCAAGAGAGAGAUGCAGUUCUUUGAGGUGCACCCGCACUUCAGAGUUCUCCUGGACAAUGGGAUGGCCACGGUGCCCCGGCUGGCGGAAAGGCUAACGGAGGAGCUCAGCGAACACAUCAGUAAAUCACUCCCACUGUUGGAGACUCAGAUACGAGAGAAGCACCUGCAGGCGACCGAGGAGCUGCGGAGCUGUGGGGCCGACGUCCCCAGCCAGGAGGCCGACAUGAUGUUCUUUCUGAUUGAGAAAAUCAAGCUGUUUAACCAGGACAUCGAGAAGCUGGUGGAGGCGGAGGAAGCCGUGAAGGAGAAGGAGACGCGCAUGUACAACAGGGUGCGCCAGCAGUUCCAGCGCUGGGCCGGCGUCCUCACUGCCAGCAACCUGAGAGUGAAAAAUAACAUUCAGGACGAAAUCUCAAAGUACGAGAAUCAGUAUCGCGGCAAGGAGCUUCUGGGCUUCGUCAGCUACAAGACGUUCGAGACCAUCGUCCAGCAGCACCUGCAGCAGCUGGUGGACCCCGCGCUCCAAGUGCUGCUCAGCACCGUGGAGAUCGUCCAGCAAGCUUUCUGCGACACGGCCGCGAAGCACUUCAGCGAUUUUUCCAACCUCCAUCAGAUCGUCCGGCUGGCAGAGCAGCAGCAGAAGGCACAGCCGGUCUCUCUCGUGCGCCCAGAACAACAUCGAAGGCAUCAGAACGAGGCAGGUGGAGAAGGCGCAGGAGGUGAUCCAGCUGCAGUUCAAGAUGGAGAAGCUGGUCUACUGCCAGGACCAGAUCUACAGCACAGUGCUCAAGGGUGUCCGCCAGGAGGCGCUGCAGCCCCCGGGGAACACGCCCCUGGCCUUCCCCCUGGCCUCCCGCUCUGCCAAAGACACAGCCCAAGUCUCCACCGUCAGCGAAAUCGGAGCCCACGUGGAGGCGUACUGCUUGGAAACCAGCAAACGGCUGUCCAACCAGAUCCCGUUCAUAAUUCAGUUUUUCAUACUUCGAGAAAACGGCGACUGCCUGCAGAAAGCCAUGCUGAGGACCCUCCAGGAGAAAGAGAGGUACUCCUGGCUGCUGCAGGAGCACAAGGAGACCGCCACCAAGCGCAAGGCCCUGAAGGAGCGGCUCUUCCGGCUGGCCCAGGCGCGGCGCACGCUCUGGCAGUUCUCCAAGGGAGGGGUGCACUGAAGGGACAGCCCGAGUGGCCCCGGGCGGGGGCCACUCCCCCGUCCUCCCAUCCCGGUCCCAUACACAUCCCCAGAGCUUGCGGCUGGUGUCCCCGCAGGCCCAACUCCCCUGACCUCCUCGGAGAGGCGCUGUUGAGGCCGUGGCCCCGCGCGGGCAGUGGGAGCCCCGUCACUCGUCACUCCCGCUGUCGCCGGCAGCCUGGGACAGCCCGGGGUGGGGGAGGGAGUCUGCAUCUUGUUCCGCUUUGGUUGUGCGAGAAUCUCGCUGGGCACCCAGAGCGGAGUCACCACUGAUCAGCUGACGUCAGCAAGAACAGAUCCCCGCCGUGGAGGGCCGGGGGAUGACCUGGGGCCCUCUCGGAGUCCGGGUCCUGGGUGUUUGUGUCCCUUAGCGGUCACUCUCCAGGGGAAGCCUCGCGCCACUGCAGGUUCCCAGCCCCCGAGGCUCCUGCCCCCUGGGAGUUCGCCCAGUGUGGGAGCCUGCACGUGGUGUCCCCAAGGGACUGAAUGAGGAAAAGCUUUUCACCAAAACCCUGCAGCCUUGCGCCAGACCAGGACCCAACGGGACAAGCGACGGGGAUUCUGAUUCCUACGUCAUGCUUCUCUGAUGCCCGAAUACUGAGCACGGAGCCCUUAGCCCAGACAACACAGGGAACACUGUUCUCUGCUUGCUGUUGAUCCGGGUUUGACCUGGAAAGCCCCUGCCGAGUCUGCAGCACAGGCCAGGGUGGGAAACCUUACACUUUCACAAUAAAAGUUCAUGGCAAAACCGCA